AUGCGCACCGCAAAAACGGCGCUCGAUACGCGGUGCACGCAGCCAGCGGGCGUCCGCUGGAGAUCGCAGCUUCGCUUCGACGUGAAGCUGUGCGACGCGCACCAAUGUUCUAAAAAAACAAUUCCUCCUUCAACUGAAGCUCACGCACCGCUCACUGUCUCAGGAAUGGGUGGGUGCUAUUCACUUUUAGACGGUAGACAUGACACAGGACAGUUCGAGGUGAUUGUUCCAGUGGACCUUUUCGUCUAUGUUCCUGGGCGCAAGUACACCCGAGCACUAGAGGCAACAGCAGCGGACACUGCGCUCUCGUUACGCCAACGGUACGUUGCAGCAGACAGUGCGGGGGCGUCGAAGGCGACCAGGGUUCACGUCAAAAGGCUGACGCGUUCUCGCGUUGCGAAAUAUUUGCAAGCGCUUUCCAAAGAAGACGCCUCGGCCGAGGAAAAUGCCAAGUACGCCUGGACGGGGUUGCUUGCGUCAGGGGAUCGCUUUCAUAAAGGCGAUAGCGGCUUCGAAGUGGUGAACGUUGUGUACGCACUGGCGUUAUCGACGCUGAUGCGAGCCAAGCGGGUAGCGAGCGAUCCAGAAGGGGAGCUCACGGACAGCGUCUUUGAUCCGGAACGCAUCCCGGAUCAGGACUCGAAACGCCGGAACGGCAGUCGGAAGCAGAGCGCACCCCGCAAAGCGCCAGCGUGGGAUACGCGGCGCGAACGCGUUCAACAGUUGCUUGUUGAAGCAGCAGAAGAGCUUCAAGCUCUGAAGGAGAUUCGGAACGAACAUUACCCCAAUGAAGAGGCAGUAUCCGCGCUUCCAGUUGAUCUCCAGGAUGCCGUGAUUGACGCGCUGCUGCUCCAGUGUCUGGGGCACGCGGAGAUGGUGGCAGUUGUGCGGGGAUUUCGAGCAAAGCUUCCCAAAGCAACUGCCGGCACACUACCGCAACAUGAAGAUCUAAGCGGCUGGGCAGCGUCUGCGCACGCGGCAAUGGCGCGCUUCGAGGAAGCGCUCACUGUGCUGGAGGACAUCACACCCACCGAUGCGCAUUCGCGGACAGAGGUCGAUGGAGAGCGUUUACAGGGGUGGGUAGAGUAUCUGCGGUUUCGGCUGCGGACGAGCACUGCGUGGGCACGUAUGCUUCAGGGAAUGAGCCUAUGGUCCCAGGAUGAGACCGAGAAGCAAAACCGCGGGGCAGCACUCGCCGCCUGUCAUGACGGGUUCGAAACCCUGGAGGCGGCUCGCAGGCACGUGCACAAAACCUGGUGCGGUCGGGAGCGAACCCAGCGCGAAAGCGUUUUAACCGCGCUCACCCAGCUGGAGAUGCAGUUUAUGAGGAUAUACGAACCCAUAGCCAACCAGAACAUGAAUAUCUAUCUGGUUGGGAGGGAUGAUCAGCCACCAGCUUUACCUACCGCACAGCCGAUGAUUCCGGAACCAGCUGCUUGGCUCUGGUCCAGUGCAGCCGAGGCAGAACCCAGUUCGGAGGCAAGUCUAGCUCCAGAGGCAUCCACAGAGAUAUCCGUUGUCGAGGGAAAGCACGAAAACCAGAAUUCGCUCUGA
Messenger RNA from Cyanidioschyzon merolae strain 10D, 1554 nucleotides. RefSeq lists its product as hypothetical. The record is from RefSeq and is a predicted model, not a curated record. NCBI's taxonomy places the organism in Eukaryota, Rhodophyta, Bangiophyceae, Cyanidiales, Cyanidiaceae. The transcript has a single exon. Bases 1 to 1554 code for a protein of 517 amino acids.